GCCACUCACAGUUCAUUUCAAGGCCAAGAACGCCCCCAAAAUCUGUUUCUGAUUUUACAGAAAUCUUUUGAAAUUUGGCACGGUAUUCAAAAGUCUGUGGAAAGAAAAAAAAACCCUUGCCCUAGCUUCGGCUUCCAACUACGAAGACAGACUUACUUCUUUCAACGUUUUUCACAGAUCCGGUGACCCACGCUCUGAAGUCAGAAUUAGCUAACUUUCAAAAACAUCUGGAAAAAAUGAAGACAUGGUUAAAAAUUGUACUUGGAGUUGCCACUUCUGCUGUGCUUGCCUUAUUGGUGAUGUGCAUUGUCUUACGUCCUUCAAGAGUUCAUAACUCUGAAGGAAGGACAACAAGAGCACUCACACUGAAGGAUAUUUUAAAUGGGACAUUUUCUUAUAAAACAUUUUUUCCAAACUGGAUUUCAGGACAAGAAUAUCUUCGUCAGUCUACAGAUAAUAAUAUAGUAUUUUAUAAUACUGAAACAGGAGAAUCAUAUACUAUUUUGAGUAAUACCACCAUGAAAAGUGUGAAUGCUUCAAAUUAUGGUUUAUCACCUGAUCGGCAAUUUGCAUAUCUAGAAAGUGAUUAUUCAAAGCUUUGGAGAUACUCUUACACAGCAACGUAUCACAUCUACCACCUUACAAAUGGAGAGUUUAUAAGAAGAAAUGAGCUUCCUCGUCCAAUUCAAUAUUUAUGCUGGUCGCCUGUUGGGAGUAAAUUAGCAUAUGUCUAUCAAAACAAUAUCUAUCUGAAACAAAGACCAGAAGACCCACCUUUUCAAAUAACAUAUAAUGGAAAAGAAAAUAAAAUAUUUAAUGGAAUCCCAGACUGGGUUUAUGAAGAGGAAAUGCUUGCUACAAAAUAUGCUCUCUGGUGGUCUCCUAAUGGAAAAUUUUUGGCAUAUGCAGAAUUUAAUGAUACAGAGAUACCAGUUAUUGCCUAUUCCUAUUAUGGCGAUGAACAAUAUCCUAGAACAAUAAAUAUUCCAUACCCAAAGGCUGGAGCUAAGAAUCCCAUUGUUCGGAUCUUUAUUGUUGAUGCCACUUACCCUGAGCAUGUAGGUCCCAGAGAAGCGCCAGUUCCAGCAAUGAUAGCCUCAAGUGAUUAUUAUUUCAGUUGGCUUACAUGGGUUACUGAUGAGCGAAUCUGUUUGCAGUGGCUGAAAAGAAUCCAGAAUGUUUCAGUCUUAUCUAUAUGUGAUUUCAGGGAAGACUGGAAGACAUGGAGCUGUCCAAAGACCCAGGAACAUAUAGAAGAAAGCAGAACUGGAUGGGCUGGUGGAUUCUUUGUUUCAACACCAGUUUUCAGCUAUGAUGCCAUUUCAUACUACAAAAUAUUUAGCGACAAGAAUGGCUACAAACAUAUUCACUAUAUCAAAGACACUGUGGAAAAUGCUAUUCAAAUUACAAGUGGCAAGUGGGAGGCCAUAAAUAUAUUCAGAGUAACACAGGAUUCACUGUUUUAUUCUAGCAAUGAAUUUGAAGGCUACCCUGGAAGACGAAAUAUCUAUAGAAUUAGCAUUGGAAGCCAUCCUCCAAGCAAGAAGUGCAUUACUUGCCAUCUAAGGAGAAAAAGGUGCCAAUAUUACACAGCAAGUUUCAGCGACUAUGCCAAGUACUAUGCACUCGUCUGCUACGGCCCAGGCCUCCCAAUUUCCACCCUUCAUGACGGCCACACUGAUCAAGAAAUUAAAAUCCUGGAAGAAAACAAGGAAUUGGAAAAUGCUUUGAAAAAUAUCCAGCUGCCUAAAGAGGAAAUUAAGAAACUUGAAGUGGAUGAUAUUACUUUAUGGUACAAGAUGAUUCUUCCUCCUCAGUUUGACAGAUCAAAGAAGUAUCCCUUGCUAAUUCAAGUGUAUGGUGGUCCCUGCAGUCAGAGUGUAAGGUCUGUAUUCUCUAUUAGUUGGAUAUCUUAUCUUGCAAGUAAGGAAGGGAUAGUCAUUGCCUUGGUGGAUGGUCGAGGAACAGCUUUCCAAGGUGACAAACUUCUGUAUGCAGUGUAUCGAAAGCUGGGUGUUUAUGAAGUUGAGGACCAGAUCACAGCUGUCAGUUUGUGGGAGAAUUGCCGAAAUGCCGCAAUUUGCUGCCCGUUGUCUCUACUUUACCGUGACCAAGCGUCAACACAGAAAAUUCAUAGAAAUGGGUUUCAUUGAUGAAAAAAGAAUAGCCAUAUGGGGCUGGGAAAAGGUUCAAAUUUUCAAGUGACACAGGCACACAUCUCCUUCUGUUAUGAGGGUCACAUUUCUGAAUCACCUACCAAUUCCCUGGGGAAGAAAAUUGAUGAGUGCUAAACCUACUCCAGACUCUGCAAUUUGUAUCCCCUUUUGUAUUACUUUAUUUUUCCAUUAAGUUGGGGAGGGGGGCAUGUAAGAUUUUUUAAGACACCAGUGGCUUUUCCUCCUUUGCGCUGCUAUGCCAGAAAUCCUCAAAACAGAAUACGUAACACUACCUUAUACACAGACUCUGGCCGUGUCUUAAACUACUCAAAAGGUUCUUGUGUCCUUCCCUUGCUGUUCUGUUAUGAAAAUAAAUGAGUAAAUAUACAGAUAUAAGUGCUGCCUCACAGGAGUUUUUUGCACGUUGUGGGAAGUAUCUUGCUUUUACUUUUGGGGAAUGAUCUUCUUUUUUGUGUAUUUUUUUAAAGUAAAAAUCCUGUUUUUGCCAUAGCAAGGUCCUGGUUGGAAAAACAUAGAGGGGGAAAAAAAGAAUUUUGCAGAAAAAUUGCAAUUAUAGUAUCUCUUAAACUGCCCACACCAUGUUUGGAUCAGCACACCAAGUAUUUGUAAUUGACUAAGCUGAAAUUGUUGUCAUGUCUGGUGAAGUUUUCUACCAAGAGUGCAAGAUAGACAUUUAAUCUACCUUAUCCAUAUUCCCCAGCUCCCAUCAGCACUUAUUGUGAGUAGAAUUGCUAUACAAAUACCUUAGAGAGUUUAUGAGAGUCAAUCUGGGACUGACUUGUAC
Molecule: messenger RNA, 2961 nt
Organism: Orcinus orca (killer whale)
Lineage: Eukaryota; Metazoa; Chordata; Mammalia; Artiodactyla; Delphinidae
Gene: FAP
Product: fibroblast activation protein alpha
Exons: 23
Coding region: 237-2153 (638 amino acids)
Biological process (GO): proteolysis
Molecular function (GO): serine-type endopeptidase activity; dipeptidyl-peptidase activity
Source: RefSeq, a predicted model, not a curated record